This is a messenger RNA of Cannabis sativa, 1070 nucleotides long. RefSeq names its product membrane steroid-binding protein 1-like. Lineage: Eukaryota; Viridiplantae; Streptophyta; Magnoliopsida; Rosales; Cannabaceae. Bases 128 to 793 code for a protein of 221 amino acids. The record is from RefSeq and is a predicted model, not a curated record. Gene Ontology annotation, cellular component: endomembrane system; membrane. The transcript is spliced from 2 exons.
AAGAAAUUAAGACCUAAGCCGGAAAAGUUGUUAGAAAAGGCAAAGAAAAAUAGAAAAAUAGAAAAUCAAUCUUCCUUUUCCUCUUUUCUGAGUUAGGUCCCGUAUCUUUCUCUCUCUCUCUACUAAAAUGGCUCUGCAACUAUGGGAAACGCUUAAAGAGGCAAUCCCAGUCUACACAGGUCUCUCUCCUGCCACUUUCUUUACAGUUGUGGCUCUCGUUUUGGCUAUUUACUACGUCGUUUCGGGCUUCUUUGGACCUUCCGAUACUUACGAGAGGCCUAGAUCUUUGGAGGAGGUCCAACCCCUCCCUCCUCCUGUUCAAAUUGGUGAGGUGUCUGAGGAAGAGUUAAAGCAGUACGAUGGUACCGAUUCGAAUAAACCAUUGCUUAUGGCUAUCAAGGGUCAGAUCUAUGAUGUCACUCAGAGCAGGAUGUUCUAUGGACCUGGGGGACCUUAUGCAUUGUUUGCAGGUAAAGAUGCUAGCAGAGCUCUUGCAAAGAUGUCAUUUGAAGACAAAGAUCUCACCGGUGACAUUUCUGGGCUCGGUCCAUUUGAGCUUGAUGCAUUGCAAGAUUGGGAAUACAAGUUCAUGAGCAAGUAUGUUAAGGUUGGAACCAUUAAGAAGACAGUUCCAGUGACUGAUGCCUCUCCUUCUGGGGAAGCAGAAGCCACCAUAGCAAGCCACGAUGAUAAGCCUACCGAGGACGGCCCAGAAAAGCCAGCAGUAAAAUCUGAGGAUGGUCCAGAAAAGCCAGCGCUUAAAUCUGAGGACGCGCCUUCUGCGAGUGAAUGAUUGCUUCAAGUUGGGAUAUUUAUGGGAUGGGAUGACAAUAUGCAAAGAUGAAUGUUUGGUUAGUUAGUUAGUUAAGCGUAUUGGUAAAACGAAUAACUCCCUGUUUGGUAAAUUUGAGUUUGAGGGCUGCAAUUGACUGUACUCUAUUCAUCUUUGGUGUCUUGUGUAGUUAAGGGCAUCUUAUAUAGUUAAAUUUAAGAACUGUAUGUUCUUUUAAGUUCCAUAACAAUGUCUUAUUUUUCAUCAAAAUAAUAUGAAACUACUCAUUUACAUGGUA